Messenger RNA from Zea mays, 3606 nucleotides. Its product is annotated as kinesin-related protein 1. The transcript has 14 exons. Gene Ontology annotation, molecular function: microtubule motor activity; ATP binding; microtubule binding. Gene Ontology annotation, biological process: microtubule-based movement. NCBI's taxonomy places the organism in Eukaryota, Viridiplantae, Streptophyta, Magnoliopsida, Poales, Poaceae. The coding region runs from base 550 to 2916 and encodes 788 amino acids. The record is from RefSeq and is a predicted model, not a curated record.
UUUAAUAUAAAAGAGAAUAGAGAUAAGACAGGGACACACUCAAUUUACAAAUGUGAGGGCUCUUGAAACAAGCAAGGACGAUCCAAAAAAAAAAACAGCCACCGAACGCGGAAUGGCUAAAACAAUUUAUUACUCGUCCACAUGCGAAGCCGAAGGUAACACUAUCGCAACGGUCUGCUGGGGCUGGUGGCAAAACAAAAGGAACAAAAGAAAAGAGAAAAAGAAUCGGCACCGUCUCCUGCACUCCAGAGUCAUCAGAAGACCCUCCCCAAGUCACCGAACAAGAUCGUCGUGGGCAGCACUCGCCACUCGCUCUCGCAGGCGGUGAGGCGGCGCUAUCAGAGCGGACUUCGCCCUCCCCCCACCCCCACCCCCACGUCCCCCUACAGGUAGCCCUGCAACCAUGGCCGCGGCGGCCGGGCUCAGCCGCCGGUGCACCGUCCGCUGACAAGUCGACCUUUCUCCUACGACAGCAACCGUCUUCGUCCGGUCCUGGCUGUUUAAAAGGAGAGGAAAGGCAGGAGGAGGGGAGGAGUUAGUGUUAAGCCAAUGGGGGCUAUUGGAGGCAAUGAGUCGGUGCAGUGGGAUAAAGUGGCUGGAGCUGAUGCUGUUAAUGGCGGCGGAACAAGUGUGGGCAGGAUGGACAGGAUACAGGUGCUGGUCAGGCUGAGGCCACUGAGCGAGAAGGAGGUUGCGAGGGGAGAGCCUGCAGAAUGGGAGUGCAUCAAUGACACCACUGUCAUGUUCCGGAGCACGUUCCCUGAUCGACCCACCGCUCCGACGGCAUACACAUUUGAUCGGGUUUUUCAUUCUGACUGUAGUACUAAAGAAGUCUACGAGGAAGGGGUUAGGGAAGUUGCCCUCUCUGUAGUUAGUGGCAUUAACUCAAGUGUUUUUGCAUAUGGACAAACGAGUAGUGGAAAGACUUAUACCAUGAAUGGAGUAACAGAAUAUACAGUAGCAGACAUAUAUGAUUACAUUAAUAAGCAUGAAGAGAGAGCAUUUGUUCUGAAAUUCUCAGCAAUUGAAAUAUACAAUGAAGCUGUAAGGGAUCUUCUGAGUGCAGAAAACACUCCUCUUAGACUCUGGGACGAUGCAGAGAAGGGCACCUAUGUGGAGAACCUUACAGAGGUUGUGUUAAGGGACUGGAACCACCUCAAGGGGCUUAUUUCUGUAUGUGAAGCUCAAAGAAGGACAGGGGAGACCUUCUUGAAUGAAAAAAGCUCCAGAUCUCAUCAGAUACUGAGAUUGACAAUUGAAAGUUCUGCACGGGAGUUCCUAGGGAAGGACAAGUCAACUACACUUGUCGCUAGUGCUAACUUUGUUGAUCUAGCAGGAAGUGAGCGUGCAUCUCAGGCGUUGUCUGCUGGCACGAGGCUAAAAGAAGGCUGCCAUAUUAACAGAAGUUUGCUUGCCCUUGGCACUGUCAUUAGGAAACUAAGCAUGGGGAGUAAUGCACACAUACCAUACAGAGAUUCAAAGCUCACACGCAUAUUACAACCAUCUUUAGGAGGUAAUGCAAGAACGGCUAUUAUCUGUACACUGAGCCCUGCCACUAGCCAUAUUGAGCAUUCAAGAAAUACUUUAUUAUUUGGAAGUUGUGCAAAGGAAGUAGUUACAAAUGCUCAGGUAAAUGUGGUCAUGUCUGAUAAAGCACUAGUAAAGCAUUUGCAAAAGGAAGUUGCUAGGUUGGAGAGUGAGUUGCGGCAACCAGCUUCAAAUUCCAGUCUUGAAGCAUUAGUAAAGGAAAAGGAUAACCAAAUUAGAAAGAUGGAGAAAGAAAUUAAAGAACUCAAGUCACAGCGUGAUUUGGCUCAGUCUAGAUUGCAGAAUUUGCUGGAGACUGUUGGGGACCAAGUGAAGCACUCGGGCUCAGGGAAGCGUUCAGCCCGCAGUCCUCCAUCAAUUGGAAUAUCCCCAGGCAUCAGCAGGGAUGAUAGUUCUCAGAUCUCUCACGAUGAUUCAGAUCUUUUCAAGGACGUGCGAUGCAUUGGGACCAGUGGAACAGGAGGAAAUGAACAGUUGGACCUGUCAGCUGGUGAAAGCAGUAGCCUUCAAGGUUUAAACAUGAAUUCUAGUUUGCAUGGAAGCGGUUCAAAUGCAUCAGUGAAUUCUAGGCGCUCAAGGCUCCUUAGUGAAUCUCCUAUCACAUUGGAGCAGCAUUUGGAGAAUAUCAAAAGGCCUUUUGUUAGUCUUGGCAGAGAUCUAGGAUCGUCGACACAUAACUCAUCAGGCUCCAGAAUACUUGGUAGAAGCAGGAGCUGUAGAUCACUUAUGGGUUCUACCAUGUUUGAUGGCAUGGAGAUGGAUGAUGGCACCCCUCUGCAUAGAAGUUUGGUUGGUUUCCCUGGAAGGCCUGAAGGGAAUCAUAGAAGGGGAUCAACACCGAACCAUGACGCAGAAAGUGAAACUCUUUCAAGAGCAGGAUCCGUAGUUUCAACCAAGACAAAUGCUGCAUGCGAUGCAGAGUUUACUGGUAUAGGUGAAUUUGUUGCUGAACUGAAAGAGAUGGCUCAGGUUCAUUACCAGAAACAGUUAGGCAAUCAGAUUACAAAUGGAGAAUUUGUAGACAUAAAGAACAUUGGUUUGGACCCGAUUGCUGAUGCUUCGCAAUCACCUUCUCGCUGGCCAUUAGAAUUCGAGAAGAAACAGCAAGAGAUCAUCGGGCUUUGGCACGCGUGCUGUAUUUCCUUAGUCCACAGGACCUACUUUUUCUUGCUAUUCAAGGGAGAACAAGCUGAUUCAAUCUACAUGGAAGUGGAGCUCCGGAGGCUAUCAUUCCUCAGAGAUACCUACUCUCGGGGAAACACCCCUAGCAAUGCGGUGGUAGGCAGCUUGAACUCUUCCCCCGCUGCGAGAAUGAGAAAUGAUUCUCCAAUGAACCGCUUCAUGCAGCGCCAAGAAGCUGCAGCGUGAACGGGAGAUGCUUGCGAGGCAGAUGCAGAAGCGGCUCACGGCAGAGGAAAGGGAGCGCCUGUACACCAAAUGGGGCAUUUCGCUGGACUCCAAGAAGAGGAAGCUCCAGGUCGCUCGCCGGCUCUGGACCGAGGCCGAGGACCUAGAACAUGUCAGGGAGAGUGCCUCCCUUGUCGCCAAGCUGAUCGGGCUCCAGGAGCCAGGGCAAGUCCUCAGGGAGAUGUUCGGGCUCAGCUUUGCGCCGCAGCAGCAGCCGCCCCCUCGCCGGCGAUCCUCCAAUGGCUGGAGAUACGGGAUCCCUUCGUUCGGCUGAUCGGAUCGGAUGAACGGUGCGAGCGACUGACCUAAGAGAUGUAACUACCCUCCCCCCCACUUUUUUUUUAUUAUCUUGGUGUGGUGUACGGUACCUUCUGAUUUCUGUAGUUUUUUAGUAGGAUACCUACCGGGCCAUCAUUUGUUUGUGCGGCUGGCUUCGUGCAUGCUUUUCUGCCUAGCCGCCGCCGAUCAGGCCUCAAUUGCUGACGACAUCGUCCUAUCCUACGACCGUAAUUGUAAUUCCUGACUCUUCUGUGUUAUCGUGUUGACGUGCGCUGCAACAGCGCAAUAGUAACGUGAUGUUCCAUUCCAUCAGGAAAAAAAAUCACUGGGACUGGUCCCUAUAGCUAAUCAUGGUCAUCUACCGUGAACUCA